Messenger RNA from Vicugna pacos (alpaca), 942 nucleotides. The record is from RefSeq and is a predicted model, not a curated record. NCBI's taxonomy places the organism in Eukaryota, Metazoa, Chordata, Mammalia, Artiodactyla, Camelidae.
AUGACUACCUUAAACCACACUGGUGUUAGCCACACAGUCUUCCACUUGCUGGGCAUCCCCGGCCUUGAGGACCAGCAUUUGUGGAUUUCCAUCCCCUUCUUCAUUUCCUAUGCCAUCACCCUGCUUGGGAACAGUCUGCUCAUCAGCAUUAUCUUCACGAAGCGCAGCCUCCACGAGCCCAUGUACCUCUUCCUCUGCACGCUGGCCGGAGCAGACAUUGUCCUCUCCACGUGCACAGUACCUCAGGCCUUGGCCAUCUUCUGGUUCCGUGCUGGGGAGAUCUCCCUGGAUCGCUGCAUCACUCAGCUUUUCUUUAUCCAUUCCACCUUCAUCUCUGAGUCAGGGAUCUUACUGGUGAUGGCGUUCGACCGCUACAGCAUAUGCUACCUACUGAGAUACACAACUAUUCUUACACAUGCACUGAUAGGGAAAAUUGGUGUGACUAUAUUCCUGAGAAGUUAUGCUACAAUUUUCCCCAUAAUAUUUCUUCUGAAAAGACUGACUUUUUGCAGAAAUAACAUUCUUCUGCACACGGCUUGUAAGCACAUUGUCUUGGCCCGUGUUUCCUGUGAUGACAUACAAGUAAACAUCUGGUAUGGGUUUUUUGUCCUAAUGUCCACAGUGACCUUAGAUGUUGUGCUAAUUUUCAUUUCAUAUAUGCUUAUUCUCCGUGCUGUUCUCCGCAUCCCUUCUCAAGAUGCUCGCCACAAAGCUUUCAACACAUGUGGCUCCCAUGUCUGCGUCAUCAUUCUCUUUUAUGGGCCUGCCAUCUUCACAACACUUACUCAGAGGUUUGGACACCAUAUGCCACUCCAUAUUCACUCUCUGCUGGGCAAUGUCUGCAUUCUGGCUCCUCCUAUGCUGAAUCCCAUCAUUUAUGGGAUCAAAACCAAACAGAUCCGGGACCAGGUGACUCAAGUCUUGUUUUCAAAAAAGGUAUGA